AUGGGGAACAGCCGGAGCGGGGCCCUGUCCCGGGAGAUCCUGGAGGAGCUGCAGCUCAGCACCGAGUACGGCGAGGAGGAGCUGUGCGGCUGGUACCAGGCCUUCGUGCGCGAGUGUCCAAGCGGCCGCGUGUCCCGCCGGGACUUCGAGAGCAUCUACGGCAAGUUCUUCCCCGACGCCGACCCCUCGGCCUACGCCCAGCACGUCUUCCGCAGCUUCGACACCAACAGCGACGGCAGCCUGGACUUCAAGGAGUACGUGGUCGCCCUCCACAUGACCACGGCCGGCGGGGCCGACCGCAAGCUGGCCUGGGCCUUCUCGCUGUACGACGUGGACGGGAAUGGCACCAUCAGCAAGAAUGAAGUCCUAGAGAUCGUCCAGGCCAUCUUCAAAAUGAUCAGCGCAGACGACCAGAAGCAUCUCUCCCAAGACGAGGACACUCCGGAGAAGAGGACGGAGAAGAUAUGGAUGAGCUUUGGCAAGACGGAGAAUGACAAACUGACGGAGGAGGAGUUCAUUCACGGGAUCCUGUCCAAUCAAGAAAUCUUGCGGAUGAUCCAGUUCGAGCCCCGGAAAGCCAAGGAGAGGGGCCAGGAGAAGAAGCCCUGA
Molecule: messenger RNA, 609 nt
Organism: Tachyglossus aculeatus (Australian echidna)
Lineage: Eukaryota; Metazoa; Chordata; Mammalia; Monotremata; Tachyglossidae
Gene: RCVRN
Product: recoverin
Exons: 3
Coding region: 1-609 (202 amino acids)
Molecular function (GO): calcium ion binding
Source: RefSeq, a predicted model, not a curated record